Molecule: messenger RNA, 4724 nt
Organism: Calypte anna (Anna's hummingbird)
Lineage: Eukaryota; Metazoa; Chordata; Aves; Apodiformes; Trochilidae
Gene: CDADC1
Product: cytidine and dCMP deaminase domain containing 1
Exons: 9
Coding region: 81-1556 (491 amino acids)
Biological process (GO): dTMP biosynthetic process; dUMP biosynthetic process
Cellular component (GO): cytoplasm
Molecular function (GO): dCMP deaminase activity; zinc ion binding
Source: RefSeq, a predicted model, not a curated record
CAUGGCCGGGGGGGGGCGGGGGGUAUCGGGCUGGACCGGCACCGGCGCCAGCACCUGAGGCGGGAUCGGCACCGGCACCGAUGCACGGCGCAGAGGAGGCAGUGGCGGCGGAGGCCCCGCGGGUCAGCGCGGCGAGCACGCAGACUGACAGCAUGGCCGGUCAAAUGCCAAGGCUUUCUAAGGUAAAUCUUUUUACUCUGUUCAGUCUCUGGAUGGAGCUCUUUCCCUCAGCUGAGCAACAGAAAAAAUCCCAGGUAAAGAAGAGUGGUCUAGUUGUGGUGAAAAAUAUGAAGAUUGUUGGUCUUCACUGUUCCAGUACAGACUUGCAUGCUGGCCAGAUUGCACUCAUCAAACAUGGAUCAAGACUGAAAAACUGUGAUCUUUAUUUUUCCAGAAAACCAUGUUCAACUUGUUUAAAAAUGAUUGUAAAUGCUGGGGUGAACAGGAUUUCUUACUGGCCUGCAGAUCCUGAAAUGAGCUUGCAGAACGAGGCAUCCAGUCCCAUGACUACUGAUGAUGCAAAGCUAGAUGCCAAAGCAGUGGAAAGACUGAAGUCAAAUAGCCGUGCUCGAGUGUGUGUGUUGCUUCAGCCCUUGGUGUGCUACAUGGUGCAGUUUGUUGAAGAAACCUCCGCCAAGUUUGAUUUUAUUCAAAAAAUAGCAAAAUCUCAGCCUGACUCAAAUACUGACUUUUAUACUGUGUGCAGACAAGACAGAAUAAAAGAGUACGAAAGCUUAUUCCUAAUCUCAAAUGAGGAAACGCACAAGCAAAUAUUGAUGACAAUGGGACUGGAGAACCUCUGUGAAAAUCCCUACUUCAGCAACCUGAGGCAAAACAUGAAAGAUCUUGUCUUGGUCUUGGCAACAGUGGCUGCCAGCGUCCCUGCCUUUGGAUGCUUUGGGUUUUACAACAGUGAAUCAUGGCGAGCCAAUGAGACAGAGCAGUGGGGGCUGCCCCAAGAAAUUGCAAGGCACUGUAUGAUUCAAGCCAGACUGCUUGCCUAUAGAACAGAGGAUCAUAAAACGGGAGUUGGAGCUAUCAUUUGGGCAGAAGAAAAAUCUAGAAGCUGUGAUGGGACAGGAGCAAUGUAUUUUGUAGGCUGCGGUUACAAUGCCUUCCCUGUUGGAUCUGAAUAUGCUGAUUUUCCACACAUGGAUGAUAAACAAAAAGAUCGGGAAAUCAGAAAGUUCCGGUACAUUAUACAUGCGGAGCAGAACGCCUUGACCUUCAGGUGUCGAGAAAUAAAGCCAGAUGAAAGAAGCAUGAUAUUUGUGACAAAAUGUCCAUGUGAUGAAUGUGUCCCUUUAAUCAAAGGGGCUGGUAUCAAGCAGAUCUAUGCAGGAGAUGUUGAUGCUGGAAAAAAGAAAGCAGACAUAUCCUACAUGAAGUUUGGUGAACUUGAGGGUGUAAGCAAAUUUACAUGGCAAGUAAAUCCAUUGCACACUAAUUCCCUUGAGUUCCAUGAUUCCACAGCCAGGGAAAAUGGGGUCCAGAAAACCAAAUCACUAGAUGACCAGCAGCACCAAAACAAGAAACUGUGUCUUGGUCACUAUUGAGUAAUUAAGCACUUCUGCAGUCUUGCUCUGUACUUUUUAUAAUGCAGCCUGUUUGCACUUUCAAAUAAGGGAGAGUUUUAUUUAUUAUUUGGAAAGUGAUUUUUAGCAUAAGUUUAUUUAUGAUGUCUUAAAUGUUUUACAGAAUUACCUGAAGGUCUUUUUAAUUUAGAAGUUCCUGGGGGGGGAAAUGCUGCUUCUAUUUUCUGUGAGAGUAACUGGAUGGCUAAUCACUGUCAGCACAUGACAAAAAAGUACCAAAAGUUUAUUGCUGUUAGAUCAGAGUAAUAACAAAAUGGUACCCUUUUGAUUGGUGUAUGGAUUGAGGGAGUGGAUUUCUAAGUUCUGGGCUAGCAGAAUGUAGAAACAGCCCUAGUUCUUAAAGUACAGUCAUCAAGGGAACUUCUAGGAAAUGGUAGAUAAGUAAUCCUGUUCCUGAAAGUGGCUUUUGCUUCUCAGUCUGCUUGAAUAAGAAGACAAAGCCACUGGGAUGGCAGUCAUUGCUAGGUAGGUGAUUUGGAGCUCAAGCUUGUCUCUCACACAUAACUUGUUCCAACUACCACAGCAGCAGAGCUGUUCUGUUUUCUGGCACUUGCACUGCUGCUCCUGUGUGCUUCCUCAAGAGCAGCCCGACUGAAUUCAUGCAGACAAAGACUGGCUUUGGUUUUUAGUUUUGGUUUUAAAUAAUUCAUCUCUGUGCAUCUAAUUGGCCCCUACAUAUUGUGUGAAGAUAGCUAGUGUUCAGCUUUUGCAAAUCUUCACUAACAGGCUUCUAGGAUAACAGAAGCUAAUAAAGUACCAGAGGUCCUGUUGUUUCUUAGAAAGGAUGGAGCUGGUGGCAUAGUCUGAAUCUUUUCAGGUGCCAGUCUCUUGGAUGACCACAUAUGGAGCAAAAGUGACAGUAAAACAGCCAGUGGAACUGCAGUCUAAUGUUGUUGCUAGUUUUGAGGGAGUGCUGGGUAGGCAGUGGGUAACCAGAACAGAGAGUUGUACCCAGCAUCUUCUGAGAGGUCACUCUCCUUACUCCCAGCUGUUCUGCUUUGAACAGGACCUCUGGUCGUUCCUUUUAGCAGAUGUUCCAGAAGGUUUCUUGUUCACUCCUCUGCUGAGCUCUCAAGUACAAGCACUUUAAAGCCUUUUCUGCUGCUGCUAGUGGGAUAUGUGAAUAACCUUUCCACAGUUCUUUCAUGCAUCUUGUCUUUGCUGCCCUCCUUAAAGUCCUGGAAGGGAAAUAGAGUCUUAAGAUGCUGCUGUAGGUUCUGUUGGUUUCUUUUAGGCUUUGGAAGAGGUUGGAACUAGAUAGCAGAACUGGGAUUGGAUAGUGUGCAAAGCAUCCUCAGUGUGGCAUUAAUCAUAUGGGACCUUUUCUCACCCAGUUUGGCUGCUGGUCCUGUAACUUACGGUGCAGUUCUUGAUGCUUGGAUCACAAUAAGGAGCUGUGAUUCCUCCCUCAUGGCUCAUAUUGUGAAUGUCUUUCUUGAAUAGCUGGACUUCAGAACUGGGGAAUGCUUAUAUGCUCUUCCCACCAUGAGAACACCCUCACUGGAGCUAGAGAAGCUGCUGUUUCUCUGAGCCUUUUUUGACUGAAGGCUCAGAGGGCUGAGGGCUGCCCUCUGAGGCAGGGCUAGGGGGCUAGGGCUGCUUGGUGAGUGCAGUGCACAUGGGGUUAGCAGCACCAGUCUCAUCUGAUUUGCACUGCUGCUGUCUUGUGAAGCUGCGUGCACACAGCUUCAUUUCCCAGAACCAGGUGGUGAAUGAAGGAGAAAAAUCUGAGACUGUUUGUCAACCAAAGGAAGGAUGGCAGAAUCCAUUUUUGCAUCACACCACAGAAGAGUGCAUUUUUACAGUAGCUCAUGAGGAAAUUGAUGAACUGCCACUUCACCAGGUCUUGUAAUCCAGCGUGGAGGAACCCAGGUCCUGAAUUUAGGACCAGCAGAUCCAGCUGCAAGAGCUUUAUGCCUUACCUGUCAGAUUCAGAGUCCAGAGCCUGGGGAUUAAAUUACUGGUUUGUAUGCUCUACAAACUUGUGACAGUUUUUUCUACUCAUCAAGGAUUAUAUAAUUCCAUUGUUUGUAACUUCCAUUUGAUGUUAAAGUCAAAUAUUGGUGUUUCAUCAGCAAGAUUGUAAUCUGUUUUAAAAUCAUAAAUAUUUGACUUUGGUGUAUUCACACACACACUUCUUAAAAAGUGGUUUUAAAUAAGUGCCCUGGGUUUUUUUCUGUGGAUCAGAAGAACACUGUCCAGAUCUGAGUAAAAAGCCCACCCAGUUCCACCCACUGGAACCUUGUUUCCAUAAUCCCCUGGCAAUGCUCUUCUACUUAAGGUAGAAGCAGGGACAAAAAAAUGGGGAGGACUACGGCCCCUUCAAGAUUUAUACUGAUCAGUCAGGUGAUAUCAAAAUCAGUAAAGAAGUCAGUGUCUUUAUAGGGAGAGUUGAAAUUGAAAAGUCUCUGAAAUACCAUAGGUGGCCUGAGUGCAUGGAGAACUUAGUCAAGGAUCACACACGUUUAAUAACUGCACUCCAGUGAAUGCUGCUGGUAACCUGUACUUCAUGAGAAGAUUUACCCCUACUAUUUAUCAUAUUUUAAAAAGAGCAUUUUUAAACAAAACUUUGUGAAAAUUGAAACUGUAAGGCUGGAGGGUUCGAAGUCUGGCUGUAUCUCUGUCUUGCCAUAUUUCUCCUGGUUCCUCCAGAAGCUCACAGAUUUCUGUAGUCUCUGAUUAUCAAUAUAACCCUACUUCUUUAAUUCUUACUGGUAUUACAAAGUAGGGUCUUCAGACUCGACAAAAGGACCAAUGUGAAUGGGGUUUUAUUUUCAACCCAUGGAUUCUAUGCGUGCUGCUGUGCAUGUCAUCUGCUUACCAAGAAGACCUGUGAAAGACUGGACAUCUCCUGCAGUGCUUAUUUUGCAAAUGAACUCUAGUAUGUUUGUUUCUUACCUAAAAAGAAAAUGUAUUUAAAAUGAAGAAAUGUAAAGGUUAUAUAUUUUAUAUAUUUGAUGAAAUUUCCGUAUGCAUUUUGGGUCUCUCCCAUUCAUUUCAGAGCAGUCAAUUUAGUUGCAGGUAUUAGCUAUCAGUAACAAGUUGGCCUCUUGACUGAGAAUUAUAGGAAUUCUCUGUUAGUUGUCUGCCUUACAGCAAAACAUCUUUUCUGCUAAUAAAUUAAUCUGA